AUGACUACAUUUUUCAAACUAUUUUCUUUCUCCAUAAGUAUGCCUAUAAUCAAAAGACUUUACAUUACUGCUAGUAACAACUACGACUCAAAUUAUCAAAUCGUCCCCGUUAAUACCGAACAGCCAUUAGAAAUCGAUUCAAAAAUUGGACUUUUCAAGUUAUUUUUAAACAUUAAAAAUUUCGAUGGGUCUAAACCCCAUCUUUCGAACAGUUUAUACAAUUUACAGGAUGAUGUGUAUUUAAACGGAGAAAAAAUCGAGUUCAACAAACCCCAAAAAGAUCAAGAUCAGCCUAAUUUACGUAUGAAUAUCGAAUUCACUCCUAAAGAAGACAUAAAUGGUUCCAACUUUGUUUUUGGUAAUGACUUUACAUAUCCCAUCAGAGAUUACGUCCCCGUUGGAUUAUUGAACACAGGGCUAAAGCUUUUCAACUGGUUCAUCAAUGACUCAGUCAAGGGCGACCCAUAUCCUGACAAGCCGUACCUUUAUGGGCCCGGAAUUAGCAGCUUCACAUAUAUGGCCAUUAAAAACCCAGAUGAUCCCACAGUAAACACACACUCAAAAAAUGCAGUAGAGAAUCUAUUCCAACAGGAGGAGAAUAUUCCAAAAGAACCAAAUGCAAGAAAGAAAUUCUUUGGUAAUAAGAAAAAGUGUGAAAAGUUUACUUUCAAAAAAGGUGUAACUUAUAUCCUACAAUUUGAUACUAACUUCGUCAAGUUGGCUGAUUCCAAAUACUCAAUUUCCAUUCCUAAAUUUGAUUUUGAUGUUAGUCAUUAUGCGAAUGACACGCUAAAUAAUGUUAAUUGGGUUUUCAAAGAAGGCGGAUAUGAAGGAGUUGAUUUUGGUAAAUUGGGAUUAAUCAUCAAUUUCAAAGUAUUGCUGGAAGACACCGAAGAUUCAUAA
Candida dubliniensis CD36 is the source of this 903-nucleotide messenger RNA. RefSeq lists its product as uncharacterized. The record is from RefSeq and is a predicted model, not a curated record. Bases 1 to 903 code for a protein of 300 amino acids. Lineage: Eukaryota; Fungi; Ascomycota; Pichiomycetes; Serinales; Debaryomycetaceae. The transcript has a single exon.